AAUUAUGUAUUUCAGGAAAAGAUCACUCCAUUGGAAAAACAUGUUGCCAAGAACGCUUUCGUCAGCCUAUUGCUUGUUAAUUUAUUGUAUAAUUUUUCGUUUUGGAAAUUGUUCGGCUAAACUUUCCUACGUUACAACGAGUGCUCUCUGGAAAAGCGUCUCAGAAAAUGACAAUGAAAUCACCUGUGCAUUGUUGAUUAAUGAUGAGACACAGCUUGAUGUCCAACUGGCCAGAAGCAGCAUUGGUCUUGGGACCCGGAGAGAAUUCAGAGAGGUUCUUGUUGGCGUUGCUGAUACGUCUGAGGAAAACUAUGGAAAGCAUUUUCAGAUGCCAAAAGAUGAAGAGCUUCCUCUUCUACGAUGUUUUACAAAUGCAAAAUCCUUCACUGAUUACGGUGGUUCUUCUGCAAAGUCAGAUGUUCGGAUGUGGAUCAGAGACAUGAGAGAAAGAUAUCGCCAGAUGUGGCGAGAUGACCUUGACAGUGUGCUGUCAUCCGUCUCCGACAACUCUGUUACUCUGGUGGCUCUGCUGUCCCUGGACCAUUCGCAGCACGUUGGGGAAGUUGUCACACAGGUUGCAGACACGGUCAGUAGACAGGAUACUGUGUCAGCCAUAUAUAUACACCCCAAGUCUUCUCAUAAAAUAUCUAUUUAUCAGUACUUCAACGUGACAAUGACAAAAUCUGCUGUAGUUUCAGUUGUCAAACAGAAAAACCAAGUGGAACCAGCGGUUAAAGUUUUUAAAGAAUCGGAUAUGGAUAAAAGAAAGAUUGAGAGCUUUGUACUGUCCAGACUUGUAGCAGGGAAGCAUCUCUCUCAGAACAAUUUUGCUUCAGAAACUCUUACGGUGAAAAAGACAGAAAGAUUUCGCCCUCACAUAGUUUUAUUUUACUCAUGGUGGGCGGCAGGGACCAAGGAUUUCCUCACUCUGUUCCGAAGAGCUGUGGAUGAGUUCAGAUCUCUUUCUAUGAUGGUCAAAUUUGCUUUGGUGAAUGUCUCAGAGGAGAAAACAAUCAUUUCCAGAUAUAUCAACAUAAAAGAUUUUAAGUCAUUACCUUUUGUGGUGGCUUUUCAAAAAGAAAAAGGCAAAGAUUCAGUGAAGCAAACCCUGCUGGAUACAGACAGACCGAGCGCAUUCUAUCUUUAUAAAGCUUUGAAGUCUGCAAAUAUACUGAUGGAAGAUCCAUGGGGUAACAAGGUGGAGUUUUCACCAUAUCGCAGUCUGGAUUAUACGCAGUUCUGUGACUUGCGUGAAGGCCCAUGGGGAAGUAUCUGUACGUCUUGGGCGAGCAACCAGACUGACUCUCAUCGACCGCCCAAGAAAGUCUCCAGGUCUUUCAAACUCAAGUCCAGAAAGAAAAGUGUGCUGGACCUGAUGGAAAAGAUAAAUGGCAUCCCAGUCAUGAGCAGAGACUUAUGGGAUGCUGUGAUGGAGAAGUCUGAUGUGGCCAUGAGCUCACGUCUUGGGCAACCGGCUGUAAGGAUCACGCUGGUUGUUUUUAUCAGAGAUUAUUGUGGCUCUUGUCAACAAAAGAUGAAUGUGUUCAAAGAAUUACACACUGAGCUGAAAAAGACGGACAGCAGUCGUUUGUACUUGGUGAACUGUUCACGGGACGCGAUCCUUUGCUCCGAUCUCAAGGUCCAGGGCUACCCUUCUGUGAUGACGUUCAGGAACUACGGCUCGUUGGUUUCCCCACGCUGUGACCUGCCGCUGGAGGAAAAGACUUACGCCCAACAAGAUUACCAUGGCCCGAUAUCUACCUGGGAACUCUUGUCUUGGCAUGAGAGACUGUCUGCGAACUCGAUCAAGCAGGUGGCCUUCACAGUUCCUGAGCUCUGUUCAGAUACGGUAAAUUCUUUCACGUUUCAUAUCUGUGUUCUAGACAAAUACGGUAAAUUCAUUCACGAAGCUGAUGCCAGGCUGGUGGCGACAGUCAUCCCAAAGCUCUCUCAGUACUUGCCCGUAGCUCCCAAGAGAGAUCGUAAUUUUUUCUUUGGUGAGAGUUGCUUGCGGCUGGUGUGUGAGCGGCUGUUUGGUCUGGCGUCUUGCCUGAUGCUCUACAGUGGAGAUGUGCCUAAGUCGGAGUACUCUGAUGCCCCGAUGAAGGAAAUGGUUGUCACUCAGAUAUCAUUUGAGAGAAGAGAUGGGGUCUCGCUGAAGCUGAUGACCCUCGGCAAAUCUCUGUCGAAUCUGCUAGAGCAAGAGACAUCUACAAACCUUCACCUGUUUCACCACUCUCACCACUGCACGGUGCGUGAUGGUCAGAGGUGUGAAGAUGACCACAAUGCCUGCGGCCAGAUUCUUGUGCAGUUCACCAGAGAUCACUUACGUUUGCCCGUGACUCAUCUCACCUCCGAGAUUUUCCACACCAAAAACAGUCCUUUGUUUGAGGACAGGAAGCCGGUCUUGAUUGUGCUAGCGACAGCUGUUAACAUGACCGCAUCCAGCAGUUUCAUGCAGAUGCUGCAGGAAGUGGCUAUGAGCAUGUACAAAGACUUGACCGUCACGAUAAUGGACGUGAGCCAGUACCCCUCGUGGGCCGGCCGGUUUGUGCCUCACAAGUACUACAACUUGUUUGCAGACACGGACAGUGCCGGCCCCCUUCACGUGUACCCUCGCAUGUGUCUGGUGGACUGGCACGACCACUCCCACGCUGCCUUCUACCCGCCCCUGUCCCUCCUGAUGCCAAGGUAUUCCGACGCCACAAACGCUUCCGUCCUGGAGGUCGAGGACUCGCUUAUGUUCAAGGACGUUGACGGUUUUUCCACCGUAGGGGCUGAUACUGAGACGCAGUUGUGGAAGACAGAAUUUGUGCUUCAGUACAUCGCGGAAUAUCUGAAACAGCCGGAUAAGUUUACCGUGAAAACAGAGCAUUUUUAGGCAUUGAGUUUGUGUUGUUUGUUUGUUACUGCUACUCUUCUACAACAGGCAAUAGUCUCUCUGAAGUGCAAACCAGCCAUGAACUCUGGAUAAAAUCGUAGCCCUCUGAUUUAUUUUAGCCUGCGAAGAACCUUGAUUGGAUUUAAUUUUGCAUAGAAUCCGAUUUUUUUCUUGAAUUCUGUUUUUAUCGGUGACAUGUAAUUUAUUGUAAAUGACGGGAAAUACACACGUUUAUAUGUGAUUAUUUGCAAUACUUUUGCAACUUAUGGUAAAUGAUGUGAAAAUAGACACUUUUAUUUACAUCUAUUCGCAAUACACAUUUGUUUGUCAUGGUGAAUUCGUAAAGUAAUCUGAAUCUACUAGGGUUCUGUAGACUCUUCAUUUUUUGCCCCCAAACUCCAAUUUUUAGGUAGAAUUCUGAGGUAAACGCUAUUUUCUGGUUUUGGAGGGCUUGGCAAGUCUGCAAGUGCUACGCAAUUAGGGAAGGAGAAUUAUUUACUUAUUUUUGUGGCUUUGGUGAUCUAAUGGCUAGGCAGUUGGGCUGGCAACCAGAAAGUUGGGGGUUCAAAACCUGUUAGGGGCCUGACAUGGUGUCCUUUACAUUACACAAAUUUUCCUCACUUCACCCAGGUGGGAAUGGGUACCCAGCUGUAGACAGCGAAAGAUCUUGUCCGUUUGUUAGUGUUUGAGUGCCUAAUCCGCUGCUUAUACUGCAUGCUACCCAGGAAGCCAAGAAUGUUUUUGUGUGUGCUAGAGUUUGCUGGGGUAAUAAUAUAGAUUGCAAAACACAAAGAGCUUACUGUUGACCGGGAUAUACGCUAUAUAAAUACUAUUUAUUACAUUUCUAUUGCAAUUCAUACUGCAGAAUCUCAAAGUCCUUUCUGCUGUGAAAUGAUCUGACCUUGUAACGAAGGUAUGAGGACUUAAUGGUAGUGUGUGUCUGAACCCAUAAAAUGCGAAGGGUCUCCUGUGAUACAUGAUUUAUUUUAUUGUUUACAAAGUAACUUUCUGUUUAUUGCCGUCAUAUUAGAUUAUACUUAUUAUUUAUACAUUUAUACAAUAUAUUUAUACAUCUUGAUGCAGAUGGACCAUAUGAAGUAAAUUUUACACCACAAAUGAAAUGACGAAGAUGUACUCUUCAGUAAUCAUCAUCAUCAUCAUGAUCAUCAUCAGCCUUUUUCGCCCUGUGCCGGAGUAUAGGCCAUCAACAAGAGCUCUCCUUGUAUGUCUGUUUCUCAGUCUUUCUACUUAGAUGUUGUAUCCUUCUCAGCCCAGGCUGGUCAUGACAGCAGGGUCGGAAGCC
Molecule: messenger RNA, 4184 nt
Organism: Aplysia californica (California sea hare)
Lineage: Eukaryota; Metazoa; Mollusca; Gastropoda; Aplysiida; Aplysiidae
Exons: 22
Coding region: 5-2881 (958 amino acids)
Biological process (GO): protein folding
Cellular component (GO): endoplasmic reticulum
Molecular function (GO): protein disulfide isomerase activity
Source: RefSeq, a predicted model, not a curated record